Molecule: messenger RNA, 1916 nt
Organism: Glycine soja
Lineage: Eukaryota; Viridiplantae; Streptophyta; Magnoliopsida; Fabales; Fabaceae
Exons: 4
Coding region: 849-1628 (259 amino acids)
Source: RefSeq, a predicted model, not a curated record
CAUCAGGGAAGGGGCAACAAAAACCAAAGUACUCAAGUCCAAAGCCUAAAAAUAAGGUUGCACAACAACUGCUACAGCGUAGCAGAGAAACAGCAUCAUCUCACUCAUUUUAUCUAUCCAUCCCACCCCUUUGCCUUUUUUUCCAGCCCCUAAUCUAUGUAUCUAUCUAUCUUCAAUACUACCCCUCUUUCUCUCUCUGACCCAUUCUCUCUCUCUCUCUCUCUACACAGACACCAACAACAAAUGGCACACACAAUGAAAGAAGAAACAUGGAAACUCCACGCAUCCAUCAUGCCAUCAAAACCAAAGAGUCCACACCACCCAACCCAACCCUCUUUCUCUCUCAUCAAUGGCCCAGCUGGACCAAAAUUUAUGUAGAAGAAAGAAAAACAAAAAAGAAAGAAUGGGAAAACAAAAGAAAGAGAAGUUAGAUGUGUUCAAAUGUCCUCCAACCAAACCCACCUUACAUCUCUCUUUCUCUCUCUCUCUCUCUCUCUCAUCAAAACCAUGUUCCCCGAAUUGCCCUUCUGCAAGCCCCCAAAAAAUCCCAUCUUCAUCACUGGUCUUUCAAAAGAACAAUAUUUUUCACCGAGUUAUGUGGGCUUUUUGGGUUUCUUUGUCUCGGUCAGAGUUUCUCACAGAGAAAACAGGAAAGCGAGAACCUUCUUACCCCUUCACCUCUUCUCUCUUUUCCUAUUUCUUUCUCUCACGUUUCGCUCCAUCAUCCCUCACACCUCACCCCACCCUACCCCCACCCCACCCACCUUCUUCUUUCUCUCUUUCUUCCCUUUUCCCUUUAGUUUUCGUUUGUUCUUCCCUUGUGGGUUCUCUUGUUUCUCUCUGAUCUCAUGAAGAAGAUGAAAGGGGUUGUCCCCAUGGAACCUCCUUAUGAGGUGUACCAGGAUCAGAGGGCCAGGUUGAGACACCAGAGUCUCUUGCAGGACUAUGAAGACCUGCACAAGGAAACAGAAGCCAUGAGAAGGAAAUUGCAGGCUACGAAGCAGAAAAAGUUUAUGCUGGAAGAUGAAGUUAGAUUUUUGAGGCAACGUUACAAUUACUUGCUAAAACACCCUAUUCUAAAGCCUCAACCAAAGCAACAAGUUGUAAAGCCACAAAAGCUCAAAAUCCAAGCUCCCAUCAUCUCAAAGGGAAAGAAUUACAACAAGAAGGAGCCUAACCUGCGACCCCACCACCCUGCAUCUCAUUUGAACUCAAAUGGAAGGAUUUCCAAUGUGGCUGAUGUCCCACUGAAAAAAACUGGCCACUUGUUUGAUCUAAACCUGAAUGCUAGGAGUUCUAGUAAAAAAGAUGCUUCCAUUAACAUUUCUGGUCCACCAGUGCUUAACUUGAAUCACAAAGAAAGGAUUAACAGCAGCAAGGAAGCCACGAAGAAGAGUGUAACUCCAUUUUUCGACUUGAACCAGAUUUCGAGAGAAGAGGAGGAAUUGCAGGGAAACAGUGAGCCCAUGGGAAUCGAAGAACCAAAGAGAAGUUCACAAAGAGUUGCGACUGACGAGCAGCAUGGCGAUAUCAAGCUCUCGGCUGCUUGUAGAAGUGUUGGGGAUGGAUCUAAUAGGGCAGGGAAGAGGAAGAUUUCAUGGCAAGACCAGGUGGCAUUGAGGGUUUGAACUUAUAUAAGCACAGUAGACUGAAUCUACCCUUUCCGAACUUGUACUCUGCCUUGAUAUGCAACAGAUUUUUAACCUUCAAUUCUAGUUUUAUCUUUUACUUUGUAAAGAUUAAAUAUACCUUGUAGAAUCAUAUGUUCAAUAUAUAUAUUAGAUGAAGUGGAGAAUUCUAUUCCCCUAAAUCAUCAUAUCUUUCUCGCAAGUUUUGCUUGAUGUAUCUUUUGCAUGGAAAAUCCAAAAUUGGAUUUCCAUUCUGUGAUUGAGAUGGUGGCCUUAGUUUCUUGUUCA